UCUCCAGUGUAGCAGGUCCCUUCAUCCAUAGGCUGGAUGGAUUGUCAAAAAAUAUCCCAGGUACUCACUCGUGAGUGGAAAUUCGAAGGCGACAUGGCCCUUGUCGUUAAUUUCUUAAAAGAAGUACUUUGCUUCUGUAUGGUUCUCAAAGCUAGAGGACAUACGUUCUAUACAGCUAUGGUUUCCAUGCAAGGAAGCUAUAGCCACGUUUUCGAAGAUGACUAGCAAUAAUGCUCCCUUGCUGCAGUGGUUCUUCCUAAGUGUACACUCUGAACCAGCCAGAAAACUCUCACUUCUCGAGGCUUCUCACAAAGUAAGACUAGUUUCUCACUUGCUUUUGUCUGGUCCUCAUAUUUCUCCUUUUCUCCCUAGCUUAUUCCUCAAGCGAUCAACACUGCUACUCGAAGAUGGCUUCCAAUGACAACAUGAAAAGGCAAGCAACAAAUCUUCGGACGUGGCUGUCACGAAAGGAUAAAAUAGUGGCGGCUCUCGUGAUGGUCGGCGCGCUCUGUGCAGCAGUAGCCGUGAUGAUUUUCGGCAAAAUACGCUUCUUUGGAGCUCAGAGCCUCGCGCCAGAGUUUUACAGCGAUCUGAUCCAGGAAGAAGGCUCUACUUGCUGGGAAACAAACUUCUUUGCCACCACUUACGACCCGUUCUACAAAUGGAUCGCCAGCACGUCGCUACCAUCUGCUUUCAAAGACCUUCCGAUCGAGCGUGCUACUCUCGGUUACCAGCGAGCGAGUGUAUGGCGAGUUGCCGGGAAUAUGACACGGCACAACACCAGCUUCUUCUACAACUCGCCGGAUCCACACGUUUUGGGAGGGGUCAUAGCUCGGAAAAGCAGCAGCUGGAUAUGGACUAUGGUCAUCAACUGGGGGAUGAGUGUCCGAAUCUGCUUCACCACCACCGAUCCUCUGCAGAAUUCUUGCCUGUGGACGACUCCAAUCGUCUGGACUGGAAAAGAAGGCGAAUUUGCACUGCUCAUGUCCGCGGUCCCGUUUCGAAGAGCCUCGGCCAACCCGUACCAGGAGAGAAAUCCUUAUGCCAAGCAUGGAAGCUACCUGAGCAACUUUGCUGGGAACGCGAGAACAAGCCAGUGCCUGAUGAUCAACGACCGGGUCGACAAGGGACGCUACUGGCAGUACAUUUACUCCGGCAAGCCAUGCAAGAAGUCCACACCGAUCGUCUACACGCCGGACAUCAUCUCGUACCUUGCGUUCCCGAGCCACCAGUGUGCCUGCAAGGGCUCGGUUUGCUUCGUGGGACUAAACAUCACCGGCAGCUCGACUUCGGACGAAGAUCUGCGCGUGAAGCUCAACUCCAGCCGCUGCGAGGAUAGCAACUCUUUCUGGGGAGAACCGAGAAUAGCCGAUGUCCUCGUCUCGAUCGUCUACUUCUCGUACAGCUCCCGGUGGGAUCUACACUUGGGGAUCAACGUGACUUUCAACGUGUCAGAGAUGCUCGAGGCACAGAAGCGUGUGGAUGACUGUGUCCACGGGUGGCUGCAGCAGCGGGAAACCAAGCCAGGUGCUCAAGACGGCGCUGCUCUCUUGAGCUUCUGCUCGAGACCAGGCGAAGUUGUUCUCGAGGCGAUUAAGAAGAGCGCCAGCGUCUUCGAGAAGUACCAGCAGCGGAUCCUCGAGGGAGCGAUUCUAGACACUCUGGAAGCCAAAGUGCCAGUGGAAGUCACGGACGACGUGCACUGCGGGAUCGAGCGUGGCCAGAUCGAUCGCGAGACUUGCCUGCUGGGGCUGGACGAGGUGAAGACCAAGCAAGAAGCGGAGCUGCUGCUCAAGAACCUCCAAGCCUUUGCUCGAGUGGCGGACGUGAAACGGGUUGGAGAGCGGGAGUGGAAGAAAGGCUCGUCCAAGAGGUCGGACGUCUCGAUCGAGAUUGUGACGACGCUGCUGGCACUGCUCCUCACCGUCGCCGGGAUGCUGAGCAAGAAGCUCCAGGACGUGGAAGACAUGGUGCUCGACUGGGCCGCGGACUUCAAGGACUGGGUGAAGCGGAGGAUUGGGAUGCACUUCUUUCGAACAGGGAUCCGGGGAGUGGUGAUUUGCACAGCUGCAAUGUGGAGCAUGUUUGCUCUCUACAAGAGCAUCGGAGACAUCCAGACGGAGCCCGAGUUGGCCACCUCGGGGACUGUUCUUCAGAGGUCCAACGAGAUCUACUUCCUGGUGACGACCACUUCGAGCAUCCAGAUCACUCCAAAGUGGAUCGUGUUUUGGAUGGUGUGCUCAUUCGUGGGGCUGCUCUUGGUUGGAGCGCUCCUCUACGUCUAUUUCCUCAUGUCCUUUGUGGAGCUGGGCUUAGAGGCAGAGGCAAAGCAGUUGGAUCGCCAAGAAACUUUUCCAUAGCAUUGCUCUAAUUUAGCUUAAGAUUAUAAAUAAACUUUUAUAAACUUUUGAUAGUGAGAAUA
Molecule: messenger RNA, 2422 nt
Organism: Selaginella moellendorffii
Lineage: Eukaryota; Viridiplantae; Streptophyta; Lycopodiopsida; Selaginellales; Selaginellaceae
Exons: 3
Coding region: 408-2360 (650 amino acids)
Source: RefSeq, a predicted model, not a curated record